CACCACAGUACCUGCUCUCCUGACUCUGCCGGUGGACAAGGGGCCAAAGGGCAGCCAGAGUGGCCAGGCAGCCAGAGGGGUGACGUGUGUCUUGGGGCAGCUGUGGGUGGCUGCCUGAAUGCGGGAGGCUGCAGGAGACCCUCCCCUUCCGCUGCUGCUCGUCACCUGCUUCUCCUUCCUUUCUUGGUGUCCGUUUCUGGGCUGGCCACAAAGGUGUUGAUGCCCUUUCCUUCUCCUCCUCCUCUUCCUCAGAAGGAUGAUGGCCUUGCGCAAACACCUUGAGGCCCUGAGUGUCUUUCAGUGGGUGCUAACCUUCCUCUUCUUUGGUCUUUUCUUCACAUCUCUCCUCACCUACCUGCUCUUCACCUCCUACUGGUUCAUUACGGUCCUCUACUGCAUGUGGCGGAUUGCUGACCGGGAUACUCCAGAGCAAGGUGGCCGCCGAAGUGACUGGAUGAGGCGCUGGAGGAUCUGGCGCCUCCACCGGGACUACUUCCCCAUCAAGCUGGUGAAGACGGCUGAGCUGCCCCCGACCAGGAACUAUGUUCUGGGCUCCCACCCCCACGGCAUCAUCUGCGCCGGGGCCUUCUCCACCUUCUGCACUGAGGCCACCAGCUUCUCCCGCACCUUCCCCGGCCUUAAGGCCCAUCUGGCGUUACUUGCUGGCCUCUUCCACCUCCCUGUCUAUCGGGAGUACAUGAUGAGCUCAGGGAUGAUCCCUGUCAGCAAGCGGUCCCUGGACUUUGUGCUCCGAGGGGGCCCUGGCCAUGCCGUGGUCAUCGUUGUGGGUGGAGCAUCUGAAUCACUGGACUGCACCCCCGGGGAGCAGCGCGUCCAUCUUCAGGGGAGGCGAGGCUUCGUGCGCUUGGCGCUGCAGCAUGGGGCUGACCUGGUGCCCGUUUACUCUUUUGGGGAGAACAGCAUCUUCUGGCAGGUGCGCUUCCCAGAGAACAGCUGCCUCCGUCGGCUUCAGCUCCGCUUCAAGCAAUGGACCGGGUUUGCCCCCUGCCUUUUUGGGGGCCGAGACCUCUUCUGCAGCCGCUGGUGGGGGAUCCUGCCCCUGGCAGUGCCCAUCACUGUUGUGGUGGGGAAGCCGAUCCCAGUCCCGCGCCGCCCGAGCCCCACGGAAGAGGAGGUGGAGCACUUCCACCAGCAGUACGUCCAGGCCCUCCGGCAGCUUUUCGACGCCCACAAGGUCAGCUGCGGCCUCUCCCCCUCGGAGCAGCUGGUCAUCACCUAGCCCCCCCGCCCGCCGGAGCGGCAGCAGCCAGGGACAGAACAGCAGACAGCUUUUGAGCGAGUGAGGGGCUUCCCUGGGAGCGUCCCCCCAACCCCCCCCCCCGUGUCCAGCAAUAAAAUGACCUGGAGCCUUU
Pogona vitticeps (central bearded dragon) is the source of this 1373-nucleotide messenger RNA. It is a transcript of the gene MOGAT3, whose product is annotated as monoacylglycerol O-acyltransferase 3. Gene Ontology annotation, cellular component: endoplasmic reticulum membrane. Gene Ontology annotation, molecular function: diacylglycerol O-acyltransferase activity. The record is from RefSeq and is a predicted model, not a curated record. Gene Ontology annotation, biological process: triglyceride biosynthetic process. Lineage: Eukaryota; Metazoa; Chordata; Lepidosauria; Squamata; Agamidae.